Molecule: messenger RNA, 1005 nt
Organism: Ostreococcus lucimarinus CCE9901
Lineage: Eukaryota; Viridiplantae; Chlorophyta; Mamiellophyceae; Mamiellales; Bathycoccaceae
Exons: 1
Coding region: 1-1005 (334 amino acids)
Biological process (GO): lipid metabolic process
Molecular function (GO): phosphoric diester hydrolase activity
Source: RefSeq, a predicted model, not a curated record
AUGAACGCCACGCGCGAUCGCGCGCUCGGCGCGCUCACGCUUCCCGGCUCGCACGACAGCGCGACGCAGUACCUGAGUCCAAAGCUCCAACCGGGACGCGCGGGACAGCUUCCGCGCUGGGUCGACGACGCCGUCCGGCUCGCCGAAUCGAUCGGGGUGCCCGCGGAUCAACUCGUGCGUCGGUGGGCGCGCGCGCAGUCCGCGCGCGUGGGCGCGCAGUUGCGACUGGGGGCGCGGUACGUCGACUUGCGAAGCGGUUGGGACGGCGACGAGGGCGUCUGGCGUGCGCACCACGCGCUCGAGGGACAGGCGGUGGAUGAAAUCUUGGAGGAAGUGAAAGUGUUUCUGGUGGAACAACCUUCGGAGGUGGUGAUCGUGGAGUUGAGUCACUUUUACGGCGAUCCGAGCGAGAGCGCGGUGGAGCGCUUGGCGACGGCGGCGACGGAAAUCUUCGGAGACAUGCUCGCGCCGUAUCCAGGAGACGCGCGCGCGGCGCUGUACGACGCGCAGCUCGGGAAAGAUUACGUCGACGUCAAUCAUCGCGCGAUCGUCGUGUUCGAGGACGCGAACGUCGGCAAGAGAUUCAAACUGUGGCCCCGCGAGACGCUGACGAAUACGUACGCCGAUUCCGACGACGCCCGCGCGAUGGCCGCCUUCAACCGCGACGUCGUCGCGGCCUUCAACGAGAAAUCAUUCCGCGAUGACGCACUCUUAAAGCUCAGCUGGACGCUCACCCCACAAGCGUCGACGGUCGUUCGAUCGUUGAACAUCUUUGAGAAGAAUCCAAAGUCGCUUCUCGAGCUCGCGUCUUCGCGCGCGAACCCGCCGUUGCGCGAUUUCGCCGCCGACGCCGCGCUCCACGCGUGUUCGCUCGCCCACAUCGUCGUCGUCGAUGAUUUCGACCAUUCAUCCGUCGUGGAUAUCGUCUUAGCCUCCAACGUCCACGGCAUGUUCCCGAAAGGCGCGUGCGCGUGGUCCGCCGCCGCGCUCGCCUCCGAGCGCUGA